AGAUUGUAAAGCUCGGUUCUACAUAAAGUUUGUUUCAUCCAUGAGAACAUUGUAUUUGUAUCCAAUGUAGAUUUGUUAAAAUUUAAUUUCAAAGUUAAAUCUAAAUUCUAGAUGGCAAGGGUCGAUACUUUUUUAAUAUUAAAGUUUUGGCUGAUUUGUUUCCUUCAAAAUGAAUCAAAUAGGGUUAAAAUAAAUUAUUGUAAAACUUCUUUCCUUUAAAUCAGAAAUUAUAAACAUGUUGUUUUAGAUACCAAUAAUAUAUAUGAGAGUUUCUCAAAUAAAAAAGUGAAUUUAAUCUCUGUAUUCUGUCUAAUUGUAUCUUCUCUAUAUAUCCAAAUGCAUUCUCUCGAGCUAUCCGCCCUGAGACGAAACCAAACCUCUCCCAUUCCUAAUCUUAUCCCGGAGCACAAACCAUCCCACAGUUAUAACAGGCACUCGGAGCAAACCAGAGAUGGAAGACUCAGGGAGCAACCAGGGGUAAGACGGAUUACUGAAAAACCCGGAGUGGGACGGAGUCUUGAGUAUCCUACUAAGCCUAGAAGCAGGACUAUUGAGAGAUAUCCUGCCGGGACCUGGUUCAAGGAGGAGAGGGAGGCAGAGGGACAUGAUAGAGACAAGGAGGGUGAUGAAGGGGGGAGAAGAAGGAUAAAUGAAGGAGAGGGGGGAGCUAGACGAAAUCGGUUUCAAGAAGAUCACGGUAAAUCUACUAGGGUCACUGAUCCAAGUGAAAAUGAGAAAUUAAACGCCAAGGAGGGAAGGUUACUGUUGGUAGUUGAUAAGUCUGGCAGAAAGCAAAUAAUGUCAGCAGAACCAGUUGAAGCUCCUAUUUUUCCAAGGUAA
Messenger RNA from Eurytemora carolleeae, 840 nucleotides. RefSeq lists its product as uncharacterized. The record is from RefSeq and is a predicted model, not a curated record. The transcript is spliced from 3 exons. NCBI's taxonomy places the organism in Eukaryota, Metazoa, Arthropoda, Copepoda, Calanoida, Temoridae. The coding region runs from base 337 to 840 and encodes 167 amino acids.